AUGAGAUUAAUCUCUAAAUCGUUUAUUUUCUCAUUAUCAAUACUUGUGAUGCUAUCAAGCACAACUUAUUCACAACUACGGUCUCCAAAAGUUAUUCAAUCAACAACAUAUUUGUCAAAAGAGUUUGAAGUGGGACCUGGAGAAGUCGCGGCAAAACAAAUGUUUGAUAUUGAAUUUCCAAAGGGUCAUGUUGGAAUCAAGAGCUUUGAUGUUGAUCUAGUUGAUGAACAUGGAAACUUUAUACCAUUGUAUGAAACUUACAUUCAUCAUUGGUAUAUUUUAAAAUAUAUUAUAAAGAAGAAUACGUCAGUGUCACACGAUCCAAAUGAUCAUACCAAACCUUAUGGGGAACCCAUUUUCAAAAGAAAUGAUGGAACAUGCAACAAUGGUAUUCUUCCACAUCAAUGGGGUUCUGGAGGUGAAACACGAGGAACAAUUACAAAACUUCCUUAUCCUUUUGCGGUUGGAAUAGGUAACCCUGCAAAUAUUACAGAAGGGUGGGAAGAGAAAUGGUUGUUGGGUCUGCUGCUCAUUGAUACACGAGGCGCUAAAAAUAAGAAAAUUUGCAUUCAAUGUAGGUGUGACCAGUUUAAUCUCCCAGAAAUUUUUUAUAAUGUGACAUUUGGAUUCCAUGGAAAAGUGACUCCUGAAUAUAAAGCAUGA
Molecule: messenger RNA, 663 nt
Organism: Medicago truncatula (barrel medic)
Lineage: Eukaryota; Viridiplantae; Streptophyta; Magnoliopsida; Fabales; Fabaceae
Exons: 1
Coding region: 1-663 (220 amino acids)
Source: RefSeq, a predicted model, not a curated record